Messenger RNA from Halichondria panicea, 2801 nucleotides. RefSeq lists its product as uncharacterized. The coding region runs from base 37 to 2439 and encodes 800 amino acids. The record is from RefSeq and is a predicted model, not a curated record. The transcript has 6 exons. Lineage: Eukaryota; Metazoa; Porifera; Demospongiae; Suberitida; Halichondriidae. Gene Ontology annotation, molecular function: protein binding; methyltransferase activity; zinc ion binding. Gene Ontology annotation, cellular component: nucleus.
UAACGAUCUUUACCGAACACUAACUCAUUGUGAAGCAUGUCGUCCCUGAGAGUGGUCGAGUUCUAUGCUGGGGCUGGGGGCUUCCAUUUCUCCCUGCGAAGAUCGUCCCUUCUCUUCGAUAUAGUAGCGUCCAUUGACAUCAACACUAACACUAACCAGGUCUACCAGAACAACUUCCCCCAUACCCCACACCUCAAUCGAAACAUCUGUGGUCUAACAGCCAAGGAGCUGGAUGAUCUCAGAGCGGAUGUAUUCGUGCUCUCCCCUCCGUGUCAGCCCUUCACCAGACAAGGCCAGCGGAGGGACAACCUCGAUACAAGGACAGACAGUUUUUUUCAUCUUAUACAACUACUGACUGAAAUGAAGCUUCUCCCCUCCUACCUGCUAAUGGAGAACGUAAAAGGAUUUGAGAGCUCUCAGACAAGAGACCACUUCACGACCACCCUCACCUCGUUGGGUUACAGCUUCCACGAGUUCCUCCUCUCACCAGCACAGUUUGGAGUGCCCAACUCUCGACUCAGGUACUACCUCCUGGCGAAGAGGAAGCCUCUCAAGUUAGGCCUGUCAGGUCUGGAUCAGCCAUGCUAUGAUGUUGUACCACUACUGCAGUUUGUGCAGGACCUUCCUAGUAGCCAUCAUGAGGACAAAGUAGUAGGAAGUGUAAAGUCAACCGAAGCUGCUGAGAAACAAGAUAAAUUGAGUCCUUCUUUCACUGAGACAGAUAUCGGGCAAUUAUCCAUAGCAGAAAAUAUUUCUCCCUCGACCACACCCACUUGUAGUGUCGCAUCUACGGACGUUCGCCCACUCGAUUCGAAACAAGCAUCGACGGACUCUCAAGCUGUAGUUACAGUACAAGAAUAUCCUCAGAAAUUGCAGCCUAUUUCGUUUUAUCUCGAAGUAUUAACUGAAGAACAGCAAUCCCAGUAUCUAGUACCGGAAAAAAUCUUGUUGAAGUACGCGAUGGCUAUGGACAUUGUUCGGUCCACUUGUACGCGGUCUUGUUGUUUCACUCGAGCGUACGGGCACUAUGCCGUGGGUACGGGAUCAGUACUGCAAGUUUGUGGGGGAAUGGAGGAACUGGACGUUGCUUUCGAGGGAUACAAGAAAGCUUUGGAGGAGAGCAAAAGUGGAACAGAAUGGACUUACACAAUGGCUAACACCAGUGUUGGUGGCUAUGAUCUGAACUGGUUGGAGGAACCUCCUGAUGACCUCAAGUGUCUCAUCUGCCUGGAAGUUGCUAAAGAUCCCUACCAACACGGUAGUUCUCUGUGUGGCAAAGUAUUCUGCAAUGGCUGCAUUACUGAGUACCAAAAACAUAAAACAACUUGUCCAAACUGUCGGAAGGACCUAAGCCUAUUUCAAGAUGCAAGAAGUACACGUCAUAUUAAAGCUCUGAAGGUCAAGUGCAGCAACCUAGUCAACGGCUGUCACUGGGUGGGGGACCUUGGCUCCUUAGAUGCACACCUUCAGUCAUGUGACUAUGCUCUCCUGCCCUGUACUAACAAGUGCAAGAUCGAUAAUGAGAUUGCCAAGUUUCUGGUUAAAGAUCUUAAAGAUCACCUCACCAACGACUGCCCAAGACGCCAGUACAAGUGUCCACAUUGCCAGGAGACGGGGGAGUAUCAGGAGAGGACCACCGCUCAUCUAGAAACCUGUCCGAAGGUCAAAGUACCAUGCCCAAAUCCCCAGUGCCCAGUCGGAAAAUGUCGAAACCAACUAGACAGCCAUCGAAUCACCUGCAGGUAUGGGCUUGUAUCCUGCAAGUAUGCGAAAGUUGGAUGUGAAGAAAUGCAUCCACGAAAAGAUGUCUUGAGGCACGAGGAGGAAGAUAACCAACUUCACCUUCGAAUGACGACUAAAAAAGUUCUAGAGCUCACUGAGAAGGUUGCACUAAUUGAAACUAACGCACUGACAAACAUCACCGAAGUAAACUCUCGUCUGCUUAAAUCUACUAGACUAAGUACACUUCCUCGUACAAUCAGACUAACUAACUAUCUGAAAUGCAAGAGUGACAACGAUAGUUUUUAUAGUACUCCAUUCUACACUUCUUACAAUGGCUACAAAAUGUGCUUGAGAGUUGAUGCCAAUGGCUGGGGUGACGAGGGCACUCAUGUUUCAGCGGGUGCUUUUCUCAUGAAAGGAGACAAUGAUGACUCCCUGUCCUGGCCGUUCACUGGGACAGUCACAUUCGAGCUACUCAACCAACUGGAGGACAGGAACCAUUACAAAGAGAUAACUUCAUUCAGAGCAGAUCGUGCAGGCAGUCAGAGAGUGGUGGAUGGUGAGAUAGCAAUCGAUGGAUGGGGCAACUCUAAGUUCAUCUCCCACGCUGACCUCGACUAUAAUGCUAGCAAGAACACUCAGUACCUCAAAGACGACACUCUGGUGUUCAGGAUUGUUUCUGCACAUAUACCCGGCUACAAGCCAUGGCUGGAGUGAAAACCUACAAGUGAAAUUGAAAGCAGAUACUGCACCCAUACAUUAUAUUAUAUUCUAUAAUGAUUUGCAUGAAGUAUGUAAUUUUGAACUAUGACAACACUAUAUACUUGCUGACUAGUAUCUAAAUAAACAUUGUCAUAUAGCUAAUAAUUUAUAGCAGUGAGUGAGUGUGUUCUCUUUGAUAAUAAUUAUUGCAUAUAUAGACCAACUAUAAAAUGACAACAACUCGAUUCUGACGUUAAUUAUCUCUGACUAUGUUAUUGCAUACAUUACAGUAUAUACAAUCUCCAUGCAUACGUAUAUAUAUAUACAGCACAAGUAUCCCUCUAUAUGCAAGUAUACCUAUCUCAAAAUUUACUCCC